AUGGCCCCGAUCCGCCUACGACAUCCUAAAGGCGUCGCAACUCUCCAAAUCUCUUUGGAGUCGGACAGUUAUACCGUGCAAGGCGCUUAUCACUUGCAGCAAGAGAUCUAUUCUGCCUCCGGCAUUCUCCCAAGUAGACAAAGCCUGAAAUGCGGCUAUCCUCCACGCGUUCUUACUCUCAUUCCCGAGCUCCCAGUCGCGAGCCUGGGUUUGUCAUCUGGAGAGCAGCUCAUCGUGAGCGAACUUGCGGGGGACGGACCCGCUCCUGCUGCCCCUUCAAGUCCGCCAAUUCGCGCGGCGUCGACAAGUAGCAGUCCUUCACCACGGCCGCAAGAUGUUUUAUCUCCGGGGCCAAAGCCGUCAGCUUCGAACGAACCUGACGCAGUUGAGAUAGAAGGGUCUUUCCUGGUACAUCGGGUUGUACCAGACGACAACUCUUGUCUGUUCUCCUCCGUCGCGCUCAUCUUCGAGCAAGACAUGCAGAAAGCCCAGAGAAUGCGCCAACUGGUCGGAGAAGGCAUCCGCGCUGACCCUGCGACAUAUAGCGAAGCGAUUCUCGGCCUUCCCCCGUCGGACUACAUCUCCAAAAUUACCAAGCCAAUAACGUGGGGCGGUGCUAUCGAGCUGGGCAUUCUCGCGAAACACUACAAGACGGAAAUCGCCAGCAUCGAUAUCGAAACGGGGCGUGUCGACCAGUUUACGCCGGAGGGUUUCCCGGAGAACCGCUGCAUCCUGCUGUACUCCGGCAUCCACUAUGAUGCUGCCACCCUUGCGCCGAUGAAAGUCGCCCCGUCUGAAUGGCAUCAGACGGUAUUCCCCACAAGCAACGCGGAGAUCUUGGUUGCAGGCAAGAAAUUGGCUGAUAUUCUUCGGGCAAAGCGCAAGUACACAAACACCUCAACGUUCGAUCUCAAGUGUGAGCAAUGCGGUACUGGUGUCAAGGGAGAGAAGGGAGCGCAAGCACAUGCGAAGGAGACUGGACAUACAAAAUUCGGGGAAUACUGA
Messenger RNA from Mycena indigotica, 1005 nucleotides. Its product is annotated as OTU-like cysteine. Gene Ontology annotation, cellular component: cytosol; nucleus. Lineage: Eukaryota; Fungi; Basidiomycota; Agaricomycetes; Agaricales; Mycenaceae. Gene Ontology annotation, biological process: endoplasmic reticulum unfolded protein response; protein deubiquitination. Gene Ontology annotation, molecular function: cysteine-type deubiquitinase activity. The record is from RefSeq and is a predicted model, not a curated record. The coding region runs from base 1 to 1005 and encodes 334 amino acids. The transcript has 8 exons.